Messenger RNA from Cornus florida, 1290 nucleotides. RefSeq names its product putative disease resistance protein RGA3. Gene Ontology annotation, molecular function: ADP binding. The transcript has a single exon. The record is from RefSeq and is a predicted model, not a curated record. Bases 1 to 1290 code for a protein of 429 amino acids. NCBI's taxonomy places the organism in Eukaryota, Viridiplantae, Streptophyta, Magnoliopsida, Cornales, Cornaceae. Gene Ontology annotation, biological process: defense response to other organism.
AUGGCCGACGCACUUCUUUCUGACGUUGUGACCGAAAUUGUGAAGAAGUUGGGCUAUUCUGCUCUAGAAGAGAUCCGAUUGGUGUGUGGUCUCAAAACAGACACUCGCAAAUUGGAGGACACCAUUUCCUUUAUCAAAGCCGGACUUUACGACGCGCAGCAGCAGCCCGCCAAAACCAGCCAGGCUAGUGAUUGGCUCGAAAAGCUCAAAGAAGUCGUUGAUGAUGCCGAUGACUUGCUGGAUGACUUCUCCACGGAAGAGUUGCGGCGAAAGGUGAUGACUAAAAACAAAAAGGCCAAGAAGGUACGUGUUUUCUUUUCAAGCUCAAACCAGCUGUUUUUCAUUGUUAAGUUGAGUCAUAAAGUUAAGGCCAUUCGUGAGAGACUAGAUGCCAUUGCUGCAACUAAAACCAAAUUCCAGUUUAGUGUUGAACCGCCUACAGAUAUGCAACUUCGGAUGAAUAGGAUGGAGGAUAGUCACUCUUUUGUGCCUGCUGAAAAUGUUAUUGGGAGGGAUAAUGAUAAAAAGGCAAUUGUAGAAUUGUUGAUGGACUCCGAGGUUCAAGAGAAUGUGUCAGUGGUUGCAAUAGUUGGGAUUGGGGGGAUGGGAAAAACCGCACUUGCACAAUUAGUAUCUAGUGAUGAAAAUGUCAAAAAACAUUUUGAAAUUAACAUGUGGGUGUGUGUUUCUGAGGACUUUGGUGUGGAACAAGUAGCAAAAAAUGCCAUAGAGAGUGCAACAGGCAAAAAACCUGAGGACCUUCGUAUGGAAGGGGUGCAAAAGAAACUUAGGGAAAUAAUUAAUGGGAAGAAAUACUUCCUUGUGUUGAAUGAUGUUUGGAAUGAGAAUCGUGACCGAUGGUUAAAAUUGAGAGAUCUGUUGAAGAGUGGUGCAAAGGGAAGAAAGAUUCUAAUAACCACCCGCAAUAAAUUAGUUGCAACUACUUCAGGAGUGAAUUCACCUUAUGUUUUAGAAGGUUUGUCAAAGGACGAGUCUUGGUCUCUUUUUAAGCAACAUGCAUUUAAAGAAGAGAGCGAGUGGCGAGUGAAAAUAGGGAAGGAAAUUGUGGAGAAGUGUUCAGGAGUACCUCUAGCAAUAAGAGUUUUAGGAAGCCUAUUAUACUCUAAAGACACAAUGAAGGAGUGGUUGGAUUUUAAAAAUAAAGAUAUAACAGAAAUAGCUCAAGGGGAGAAUACUAUUCUACUAAUAUUAAAGUUGAGCUAUGAUCACCUUCCCUUGCAUCUAAAGCAAUGCUUUGCAUUUGUUGCUUAUAUCUUAAGGAUCACGUAA